Molecule: messenger RNA, 3741 nt
Organism: Centropristis striata (black sea bass)
Lineage: Eukaryota; Metazoa; Chordata; Actinopteri; Perciformes; Serranidae
Gene: kdsr
Product: 3-ketodihydrosphingosine reductase
Exons: 10
Coding region: 260-1339 (359 amino acids)
Biological process (GO): sphingolipid biosynthetic process
Cellular component (GO): endoplasmic reticulum membrane
Molecular function (GO): 3-dehydrosphinganine reductase activity
Source: RefSeq, a predicted model, not a curated record
CCGUUUACAGUGCACAGUUGGAUUUGUUUUGGUUUAUGCAGACUGCGCUUUGUCACAGGGAGCCAAGGUCCACCGCGGUGCUUCAACCUGGCUGUUACACAAAUUUGAGUCAUUGCCAAACCCCUGAUCAACUCCUCCUCUGACCUCCGUGUUUCGCCACCUCCGUUCAGGGCCGUCUCCUGCAUUGUAGCUCUGUUAUCGGACCCCAGAAGCUGGCCUGCUAGUUAGCAAACACGCUAACGAUUGCCAGAUUUCACCCAUGUCCUCUGAAGAAGGCUUGAGCUCAACGAUCACGGAUUGGCUUUUCAUCAAUUCCUGGUGGCUCCUUCUGCCAUUCAUCAUGCUUCUCGUAGUUGCUGCCUUCAUUGUUGCCUUCGUGCUACUGUUAUACAUGAUAUCGCCUCUUAUUAGUCCCAAACCUCUGAAACUGAAUGGGGCCCACGUCGUGGUGACAGGAGGUUCAAGUGGGAUUGGGAAAAGCAUUGCAGUUGAGUGCUACAGGCAAGGUGCCUUCAUCACUUUGGUGGCACGAGAUGAGGCUAAAUUGCUUCAAGCAAAGAAGGAGGUGGAGAAGUUUGCCAUCAAUGACAAACAGGUGGUGCUCUGCAUAUCGGUGGAUGUUUCCAGUGAUUAUAGUCAGGUGGAAAGUGUGAUAAAACAGGCUCAAGAGAAGCUGGGGCCUGUUGAUAUGUUGGUGAACUGUGCUGGGUCGUCCAUUUCUGGAAAGUUUGAGGAAGUGGAAGUGGACCGUUUUAAAAAACUGAUGGAGGUAAACUACCUGGGCAGCGUUUACCCGACACGGGCUGUCAUAACCACCAUGAAGGAGCGAAGAAUGGGCCGCAUCAUGUUCGUGUCCUCCCAGGCGGGCCAGAUCGGCCUGUUUGGAUACACUGCCUACUCCCCAUCCAAGUUUGCUCUGCGUGGCUUAGCAGAGUCACUGCAGAUGGAGAUAAAGCCAUACAAUAUCUAUGUGACUGUGGCCUACCCUCCUGACACUGAAACUCCAGGAUUGGCUGAGGAAAAUAAGACAAAGCCUCUAGAGACCAGAUUAAUCUCUGAAACUUCUGGAGUUUAUCAACCUGACCAAGUGGCCAAAAUCAUUGUUCGGGAUGCAGUGCAGGGGAACUUCAACAGCUCAGUGGGACCCGAUGGUUACAUGCUAUCAGCCCUCACCUGUGGAAUGUCACCUGUUACCUCCAUCACAGAAGGUCUCCAGCAGAUUGUUACCAUGGGAUUAUUUCGGACCAUCGCCCUCUUCUACCUGGGAAGUUUCGACAGCAUUGUGCGCCGCUGCAUGAUUCAGAGGGAGCAGUCAAAAGCAGCUGACAAGAGGGAGUAACUGGAGCCUUGCCGUCUUCCCAGCCCACUGCCCCUCCUCCUCCUCCUUCUCCUCCUCCUCCACACCCCCCAUCCCAUCCCAUCCUCUCCCAUCCUCUCCUCCAGCUGUACAAGUGCACAAACAUAGGUGGGAAAAUAGGCCAAGCUUUGAGUGCAUUUUUUAUAUCAACACAUGAGAUAAAAGAAAGUGACAGAUGUUUACUAUUUGCUUGUCUGGUUAUGUAACGCCUCUGUAGGCUUCACAGUCAUUUUGAUUUUUUUAUCCUCUCAGAGCAUUCCAGUGACUUUUCAGUUUAAUGUGUCCACCUGCUUCUUUUUGUGAGAGCGGCCUUACUUUAAGUUAAUGGGGGCAGACUAAACAUCCCACAGCCUGGUUUUAAAGUAGGUAGGCUUUGCGAACCACUGGCCUCCUUGCCUCCACUUGCACAGUGUUGAUUUUUUUCCGCACAGAGAGAAAAAGCAACAGAUAGCCUGUCUGACCGGUUGUGCCAAAUAUGGCUUGAAAUUCCCUCCCACCAGGGGCUAUAGAGAAAACCAGAAUAGUUACUUUCACCUUUUGUCAUUUUGUUUCAUGUAUUACAAAGGUAGGUCCACCUGGUAGGAAUUUCACAGUGUCACUAAAUAAGACCCUUAUUCUCUACCUUUUCAUACCACAGGUAUUUGCAGGCAAAGCACCUUCCUUUUUAAGUGAACAUCCUCUGUGUUUGAAAACAGUUGUGACCCUGUGUUUUGUUUAUGUUGUGGGUUGUGUUGUUUUUGUGCUUUGUGUGUGAACCAAGCCUAGCUGUGAGAUUUUUCAGUGAUAUCAGAGAGAGAGAGAGGGAAAAAAGAGAGCAUGUGUGGUGUUGUUUUUUAAAAAUGUUACUAAUGCAAAAAUAUAAUUUCAACAUUUUAGACGCAGUGUUGGGCAGAACUGUGUGCAUGAGUGUGUGUGUGUUUUGUGUUUGCUGUGACUGAGCCAAACCCCUGGGGAGAGAAAAGCCAUUAGAUUUUUAUCGUCUCGGGAAUAAACACACCAAAUUAUUUUCUCGGCAUCUCAUCUUAUUUCAUUAAGAAAGGGAAGCAGGUACUAUGUGUUGAAGCCAUUAAAAUAAAAUAAAAAAUAGACGGGGAAAAUGAUACCAGCACAGGUAAUUUAACUUUUCACCUGUGAAUAUGACCAAGUUCCGUACACCUUUUUUCAUUAAAUGUGUGAACGGAAGCGUAUAAUUUUUACAUGCAGUUUAAUGUGUCAGUGCACAUAUUCAGCCACCCCAGCCAGUCAAGAUCCAAGUGGGAUCCAUAAUUUGUUGGGGCGGUGUAAGUCAGGGCAGGGCAAGACUUGCUGGUCGAGUCAUGUCCCUGUAGGUCUUGUGAGGGCGCUAGAGAUUUGUUUUACAUAAAAGGCCAAAAUAGUAGAGGGACAAGCAUGAAAGUGUGAUCCAUUCCUUCUGAUUUUGACCUGUGGUCACCCUGUCAUGCACAGUUGGGACUUUCCAGGUCCCUAAAUGACAACAUUGAUUCCCUCCUUUAAAAAAAAUCUUGUAUUUACCACAUGUUUUUUCCAUAUGUUUUGCGUACUGAGGGAGAGAAAGUACAGUGUCGACUCUUGCAAGUCUUCCUUUGGUCCAUCACAAACGGGGAGAAUGUACUUUAAUACAAAGCAUACAAAUCAGAACAUAUUAUUUUUUAAAUACACCAAUAUUUGAAUGCCAAAAUGUGUUAAGACAAUUUCUGUAGAUGCAAUGCAUUUAUCUGAGAUUUAUUUCGAUGUUGCUGCUCUAUUGAUGUUAGUUUAUUGAAGCUGUGGAGCAGUGUGGGGACCCAUUCUAAGCCUUAAGAUGUCACUACUGAUGAAGCUAAAGCUAUAAGAAUGGACCUGUCCACAGAACAAUGUGGCUUAACCCACAUGUGGUUUACCAGUUCAUUUGAUGCUUAAUCUUUAAUACGUUUCAGUGUAAAAUGCCAACUGCUUUUGUGUAUUUUGUCAAUUUCCAGUCUUUGUACGACAAAAAGAAGCCUUACAGAAAUCCGAGUUAUGAAAGUGAGAAUGGAUGACUCAUGUUUGAUGAUGUUCUCAUUUGAAAUUGGUGAAAGGCACACUGUCCUGCACUCAAUAGCUUUUCAUAAUUGUACAUGUAUUGCUUUCAAAGGUUGUCUUUUAAAUUGAGGUAGCAACACUGGCUAGUUGAUAGAACAUGUAGCCCAUACACAAGCAGUUUUCUUUUGAACCUUUAAGCUAUGCAAACGAAGCCUAUGCUUACAAUAUGUUGGAACAUACAGUCAAGAUCUAAGUUCUGUAACAGUCACGCUAGUUUCCCUUAUUUAAUUGUCUAUUCAGCAGAUACUUAAUGAGUUAAGUAUUGAACAUGAAAGUCAGAAUGCACUCUUGUUUCAUUCUUCUUUCUUGCUUUUUACUUUUUU